AUGAGCACGGCCGCGCCGGCUGCGCCGCCUAGCGCGACCCCAUGGAGCUCGCUGCGAAGAGUAUCCUAUACGCUACCUACUCUUGUGUCGCUGCAGGACGAUCCGCGGCACAGGUACCUCGCGGACGGCGACCACAACCACCGCGCGCUGCCCGUGCUGGACCUCGGCCUCGAGCCGCAUUCCCGCGCCGGCGGCGCAUGCCUGGGGUCGGCGCCGCAGGUGCGCAUCCUCGAAGAGGGAGGGGGGGUGCGUCCCGCGCUCCCACGCGAGAUGCAGCCGCAGCACAUGCGCCCGGUCACCGCCUUGGCCCUGGACACGCAGACGAACGUGCGGAGCUCGCCGCACGGCACGCCCACGACAGGCCUUUUGUACAGUGGUGGCCGCGACGGGCUGGUAUGUGUGUGGGAGCUGGGCCUCGGCGGCGCGCCGACACGACCCCACUUUCGCCAGAGCAUCCGCGCACACAAUAACUGGAUCGCCGCGAUGCUCCUCUGCAACCAGAGUCAGACGAUCGUAACAGGCUCCUCCGAUUGCACGAUCAAGGCGUGGCGGCCACAUGACGAGGGCGGCGGCGAUCUCUGUGAACUCGGCACGCACAAGGACUUUGUCAAGGCACUUGCACUUGCGCCGGCUGCCGACUGGAUCGUCAGCGCAUCACUCGACCGUCAGACUUGCCUCUGGGACUUGCGCGAGGGGAGAAAGGCACCGAUGUGGCGCGCAACGGCCCCGGCUGCGAUCUAUGCCGCGGGAUCGAGCCGCAGCGGCGGCGUCAUUACUACGGGCGGCGUCGACAAGGUCGUGCGCGGCUGGGAUCCACGCAUGCGCGAUUCGACCUUUGAGCUCGUCGGGCACCAGGACAAUGUGCGCACGCUGGCCGUGGCCGCGGAUGGCCGGCACGUCUUGUCAGGCUCGGCAGAUACGACGCUGCGCCUGUGGGACGUCGCUCAGCAGCGCUGUGUACAUACCUUCACGCACCACAACAGCAGUGUGUGGUCCUUGUACACCAGCGACGAGACGCUCGGGACGUUCUACUCGGGCGACCGCGAUGGGUAUUUGUGCAAGGUCGACUGGGACGCCAAGACGGAUCUCAGCGAGGGCGACUGCAUCCUGCUCGCCCACGAGCAGUGUGCAGACGCAGGCACAGAUACAAUGCGUUCUGCCAGCAUCCAGAGCAUUGUCGCUGACCACGGCCAAAACGUAUGGACCUCCAACGUGCUCACGCCGUCGAUCCGGCGAUGGUCCGACAUUCCUUCGCGCACAAACCGCAUGCGCGUCUCGGAGAUGCACCCGCCCACAUUCGAGCACUUGCACGGCGUCGCGCUCGAUCACUGCAUCAACCUCAAGCCGGGCGAUACGUGGAAGGCCUUGUCCGACUCGGGGCUCGCGGAGCUAAUCGGCGGCGUCUCGCAUUCGCCGACGGCCACACGCUUUGCGCCGAGCGAGGAUCUCGUGCAACAGAACAUUGCGCAUCUUCCGCGUGAAAAGCAGGUGCAGAUCAUGCGCCAGAUUGCCUACGCAAGCUGCGUCGUGGCUGAAGAUGCCAAGCCGCUCUUUCCGCAGCCCGAAUGCGAAGUGGGCGGACACCCCGGCGCGCUGCGCGCGGUCGUGCUCAACGACCGCAUCCACGCUCUCUCGAUCGACACGGGCGGCGUCGUCGCACUGUGGAAUAUCGUGCGUGCCGCGUGCCUGGGCACGUUUGACGUGGACCGCGUCCGGCACGCAGGGACCGUCUUUUCUUUGCAGGCGAUGCCGACCGUCGGCGCGCCGGAGCACCCAUGGCGGCCCCAGGACACGCCAGGCGAUACCCUCGAGCUCGUGCAGAGCUUGAUCGAGGGCGACGGUGUCGUUCCACCGUGGUGCUCGCUGGAUACGUCCGUCGGCGAGCUUAUUGUGCACCUCGACGAAGACAAGGUAUGGGGCGCCGAGGCGUACCUGGACGAGAUCGCUGCCCUCCCUUUUCCGAACCAACAACGGGGUCCUUGGACCGAAGAGCGCGUGAGUCUGGGCGUGUGCGUGCUCCGUAACCUCUUUGCUCAGGUGAAUGCCGCAGAGGCGUCUUUGCGUUCCGCCCACUCGGACGGCGUUCCGCUUUUGGUUCGUGCGCUUACCUCGGGCCGUGCGACGCCCGAAUCGUUGCUGCAGAUGCCCCUCACCGAGGUGCUCCCGCCCGAGCUCGGGAAGGGCGCCGCGCCAAACGAGACCUUGGAGUCUCUCUUGGCACGGAUGACGGCGUUUGCGACCCAGGCACCGGCUGUGCCGAUGCAGACGCAAACCAAGGCUGCCUGUGCGAAUACAGGACCGCUUGCGAGCAUCCUCUUGCACAUCCUGCACGCCACACAAGAGCAAGCCCGUACAGACACUACUUCGGCGACCACCAAUGGAACGAGUCCUGUGGACGGCGCAGCGUCGCCGACCGGCUUAUUCGGCCUGUGGCGUCCCAAUGCACCACGCAAAGGCGACAAGGCCGCCGCGGCACAACCGGCGGCCGUGGCCCCCGUCGCCCCUGAAGCACAGCAUGUAAAGCAAAUCACCCAGCUGCUGCAAGGCGCGCUGCGUCCCCCUCCGCCGACCAAAGGAGCCCCCCACAUUCCUUAUCCCCCCUCGACGCUGGUCACAAUCUCUCAUGAUCUACGCAGCUCAGAGCAUCAGCAGACCGCAUACCGUGGGCGUGUAGAGCACAUGGCCCGCGAUACCCCUCUCUUGGAGCUCUUGGCGCCGUACUGGCUCAUGGACCUGCUGCUGAACGGCCGCGCACCCGAGCGCGAGCCGCACCGCUUCAAAGUGGUGCUGGAUCCGUGGACCGCACCUCCGAAUGAUCCCCAAGGUGCAGCAUGCCAGCUGCCUGCCGUGCGCCCCAUCGAUCGGGUCUUGGCGUCUGCGCGCAUGGUCCGUGCAGGGCGCGUGACGACAUAUAUCCAAGGGCUCUUGGUGCACGUCGGUACGACGCUCCCCCCCGCGUCGUCGCCACACGAGUCGCCCAUCGAGCUGCUGUGCAAUGGCAUGCUCCUUGACCCCUACACGACGCUCGCGCAGUGCCAGCGGCACUAUUGGAAGUCGAGCCAAGACAUGGCGCUGCAGUACCGUCUCCGAUCACCGCCUUCCGUUUCAUAA
Messenger RNA from Malassezia japonica, 3111 nucleotides. RefSeq lists its product as uncharacterized. Gene Ontology annotation, molecular function: protein binding. The coding region runs from base 1 to 3111 and encodes 1036 amino acids. The record is from RefSeq and is a predicted model, not a curated record. The transcript has a single exon. Lineage: Eukaryota; Fungi; Basidiomycota; Malasseziomycetes; Malasseziales; Malasseziaceae.